Hansenula ciferrii is the source of this 687-nucleotide messenger RNA. It is a transcript of the gene MRPL16, whose product is annotated as mitochondrial 54S ribosomal protein uL16m. The coding region runs from base 1 to 687 and encodes 228 amino acids. Gene Ontology annotation, biological process: mitochondrial translation. Gene Ontology annotation, cellular component: ribosome; mitochondrial large ribosomal subunit. Gene Ontology annotation, molecular function: rRNA binding; structural constituent of ribosome. The transcript has a single exon. The record is from RefSeq and is a predicted model, not a curated record. Lineage: Eukaryota; Fungi; Ascomycota; Saccharomycetes; Phaffomycetales; Wickerhamomycetaceae.
AUGUUUGCGUUAACAGGGUUCAACACAAUCAAAUCUAGUUUCCUACAGAGACCAACUCUUGGGUUAACCAACUUACCAGUUUUACAACAACAAUUUGGUAAACGUUAUUCACAUGAAUUAGCACCAAGAUUUAAAAAAAUUCAAAAAGCUCAAAAAGGUAGAAUUCCAGUACGUACAGGUGGAUCUAUAAAAGGUUCAACUUUAAAAUUUGGUACUUAUGGAUUACGUUUAAAAAGUGAAGGUGUUAGAUUAAAAGCUAUUCAUUUAAAAGAAGCUGAUGUUUGUAUUAUGAGAAUGAUGAGACCUAUUGGUGGGAAACUUUGGAGAAGAUUAAGUACAAACAUUGCUAUUUGUAUUAAAGGUAAUGAAACUCGUAUGGGUAAAGGUAAAGGUGCUUUUGAUCAUUGGGCUGUUAGAGUUCCAACUGGGAAAAUAUUAUUUGAAAUUGCAGGUGCUGAAUUACAUGAAAAAGUUGCUCGUGAAGCUUUUAGAAAAGCUGCAACAAAAUUACCUGGAUUAUAUGAAGUUGUUACAAUAGAUCAUAAACCAAGAGUUGGUUUAGAUGCUUUUAAAGAUGAAAAAGAUACAAUUAAUUAUUUUGAAGAAGCUCAAAAAAAACCAUCAAAAGAAUUAUUAAAUAAAUUAAAAUCUCAAGAAGAAAUGUAUAAAUUAUAUAAAGGUCGUUAG